GUAGAAUUGAGAUAAUAUCAAACUGCCAUGAGGAUCACGAAAAGGUGAGGACAUCAUAAAUCCAAAUCGCCAGGGACAACAUCGCCGGGGGCGACGGAAUUUUAGUCAUAAUACUCAGCAUUGAUUUCACUUCUGGUAAUAUCUUAAGUUCACCUUCUUUCAUCGCAGCCUAGUCCAAAAGUCCAUCAAACAACACCACAGUGAAUGAACAGUGACUUCCAUACUCAUAGGCUACCCUCAGCCCGUGCCAUCUAUCACGUCUCCCCCUUUCAGGUAUCUCUGUCAUAAGAAACCCAAGAGCCUCCCCAUUGACGAUUCAAGCCAUGGAUCAAGAUCAAGACCAGAAGCCCAACGUGGCGGUCCACCAGGAGGAGGAGUUUCGUGAAUGGUCUCCGCCUCUUACUGAUUUUGGUUUCAACCUCACCCGCAGCAAUCUCCAUUGUAUCCCGCAAGACCUCCUUGAUGUCGGAUGCUCAAAGCUCUAUAUUGAAUUCUUGCUGCAGUUUAUGGAGCCAGGAACAGAAGGCCCAGACUCCGACAACAUAGCGGUUACUACACAUACCGUUAUGAAGGCCGACUUCGUGACUCCACAUGACCAGUACAAAGGCGUUCGAAUCGCCAUGAACCUAGAUAGUCAAGAACACUGUCCAGAAUUGGGAGUGUUGGGCGUAAAGUUUCGCACGUACUCUGGAAGAACUACAUCGUCGAUGCGUACUUUCGUGUUUGCUUUGCAUGACUCCGUGAAAGUUGGUCAGCUACUCGAGGCGAUGACUAGCAACAACAUGCAGUAUUUCCUUUUUGAUUAUGACGCCAAUGACAAAAUAAAACUUCCUAGUGCCCAAGCUUUCUACCAGCUCGAAACCCGUGGCUAUGUUAGCCCUCAAGUAGAAAGCAUCAUUCCUGAAGAGCCUCAGAUGCCCAGCGGUCUGACUGCCUAUGACGUCCUACCUAUGGCGUUCAACCGCCAGAGAGGACAUAUCGAACGUUCUAUCGGCAGAGGUAAAUUCCCGUUCUACACACGUGUUGAAGAACCCUACAUGAAAUAUGAUGAUAAAGCCUCAGAGGAGGUUGAGUGAGAUGACUUGGUUCUUUUUUUUUCUUGGUUUGUUCUUUCUGGUUGCUUUUGAAAAAGUUAUCAAUAAUACCCAAGGGCGUGAAUUAGGAUGCGUGAACAGGGAAAAGGAGAAUACCCGUACAGGCGGAGCUGCAUUUAAUCAUGGAGUAGGCUGUAAGUUCGUUGAAAAGUUGUUUUGAAGCUGGUCUCAAGUAGGUAGUCAUAAUAUCUACAGACUAGGCUAUAAUCAUAGUCCUCGUUUCGAGGUCCGCUUUGCAGAUGCUAAUAGCAUGGAAACCACGUAUUUGAGGGGUUAUCAUAGCUUAAUUCUAGUCCUGCUAUCAUUUUCAUGACUGAAUAAACUAGGGGAAACCUGCCUCUUACCUUUCUCUAAUAUUGAUAUACCUAACUGCUUGCUUGUAAUGCUUUAGUCUACGGGAUCUGCGUAAAUUCCGAUCUAAGGAGGAUGCUAGCGUAGCCUUCGCACCAAUUAGUGGUCAUUUAAUACUGCUACCUAGAAGUUCUCUUAUCCACCAAAAAGAUCCUUUUUUUUCUGUCAACUAUUGCUGAUGGGCUUUUUAAGGGCGACAAAUCAUUAGAAGUAGAACCACUAUGCUGGUAUGUAGGUAUGUAUUGUGUAGAGGUGCAGAGGCAUCUCGUUUUGUUUCAUGUGGACCAAAC
Messenger RNA from Daldinia decipiens, 1735 nucleotides. RefSeq lists its product as uncharacterized. NCBI's taxonomy places the organism in Eukaryota, Fungi, Ascomycota, Sordariomycetes, Xylariales, Hypoxylaceae. The transcript is spliced from 2 exons. The record is from RefSeq and is a predicted model, not a curated record. The annotation marks the transcript as partial.